Messenger RNA from Drosophila pseudoobscura, 1832 nucleotides. RefSeq lists its product as uncharacterized. Lineage: Eukaryota; Metazoa; Arthropoda; Insecta; Diptera; Drosophilidae. The coding region runs from base 374 to 1417 and encodes 347 amino acids. The transcript has 2 exons. The record is from RefSeq and is a predicted model, not a curated record.
GCCCUAGCUUAACAGUUGGUGACCCCGACGUGAUUGUGCAAUAAAUUAUCCAUCAGUGCAAUCACAAACUAAUAUAGCAUUCAAAGAUCUAAACUAAUUUCCAUCUCAACCAGUGUCAUCGACCACAUAAGUUAUCCAUACAUAUAUAUGUACACUGGCCUCCCCUGCAUAUUCGGUGGUGCACGUAGCUGUUGGCUUGCGCAUCUCUUUUCGGUCAUCUUACAGCAAGAAAUGUUUCUUACACCGGUCGCCUUUGUAUAUACAGUUCGUACAUAGCUGUUCGCUUGCUGGGCUGGUUCUUGUCGUCUAUUGCUCGUGUUACUCUUUGCGAUCAUCUUCCCGCUAGAGACGUUGGUCUUUCUGCGAAAUUCCAAUGACCAGUGAGCAAAACAGGGUGUCUUUUUUGAAGCUUAAGUCAACGGAAUUCUGCGAGAAAAUGAAAAGGUUAGCUACCGCUUGGCAGAAUGAGUCGUCGGACUGUGACUACUACAUGCUCGUGGUAAAGCAAGAGCAAGUCGAGAAGUUGAUCGGCAAAUUUGAGAUGUUUCACGGCGAGCUUGAGGAAUUGGAUCGAAGCGAAAUUCACAGUGGCCUGUGUGACAUUUUUCAGUCACUUGCCAGCUCGCUGAAGGCGGCGAAUAUGAGGGAAAUGGCUAAGAGUAGCGGCCGCAUGCCGUUUCAUUCUACCUCGGAUGGAGGAAACACUACGGUUGAGUUUGCCGGCUCGCAAUUUCUACCUCACCGUAGACAAGUACCAUCCCUGCCUCCUAUACAAUUGCCGACGUUUAGCGGCGGGUAUGCGAACUGGACGGAAUUUUAUUCAAUGCUUGCCAUCAUCAUCGACAGCGAUCCGGACUUAACAAACAUAGAAAAGCUCCAGCAUUUGCGUUCCUGUCUGCGGGAUUCGGCAUUGGAGACUGUUCGGGCGCUGGAAAUCUCAGAUGGCAAUUAUGCUGUGGCAUUAGAUUUGUUGGAAAACAGAUUCAAUAAUCGGCGAUUGGUCUUUCAGGCACACAUCAAUGAGAUCUUGGCGCUCCAGGCUGUGGAACCUGGGUCAGUGGUCAUGCUUCGGGAGCUUUCAGACAAGUUCAAUUCACAUAUGCGCGCGCUCCAGGGUUUGGGCACCACUGAGCAGAUCGCAGGAUGCAUCGUCGUGCAGGAACUUCUCCGAAAACUGGAUCCACCGAGCCAAGAGAAGUGGGAGGAACGAUUCAUCGACCUCGCAUUCGCAAACUUAAUUCCGACGUGGGAAUCUAUGGCCUCGUUCUUGGAGCAGCGAUGCAGAUCAUUGGAGACGAUGGACUUUUCUAUGGCAAGCUAUGCGUCGAGCAGUCAGGUGGGCAGAAGUAGAAAGCAUAAUAAUUCUAGGUCCACAUUGGUUACAAUGAACCAAUCCGUAGCACGCUGCGCGCUGUGAAACGAUGGUGCUCACGAGUUCCAGCACGGUCAGAAGUUUAAGGCACUGUCCCCCACAAAUCGCCAUAAAGAAGCCAAGCGGCUCUAAUUGUCUAAGAACAGGGCAUCGAUUAAUUCAGUGCACCUCGAGCAACUGUCGUACCUGCGGGGGUAGACACCAUACCCUCCUUCAUUUUGGUAGCCCUGAAGAUACCGCAGUCCAAGGGAAAUCAGCGCCGUAUACUCCAUUUCAGUCUGCACUGUCUUAGUCUACGCCGUCUGAGCAUACCACUGAGCCCUCUACUUCAGCGUCUACCUCGUCUGCCCUUAUUGCCCAAGAUCUCAGGAAUGGUGUUGUUCUACUUGCCACGGCCACGGUCUUAGUCAAAAAUCGUUCCGGAGUUUUAGUUCCCUGCCGAGCGUUGCUGGAUUCCGGC